AUGUCGGCGCCCGCCUUAGCAGCGCGGCACAGCGCAGGUACCGCCGCCGCCGCCGCCGCCGCCGCCGCCGCCGCCGGCAAGAUGACGGCGUGGCCUGUCGCCAGUACCGCCGCCGCCUGCCUGUCGUUGGCUGCUGGCGCCAGUCCGUUACGACACUCGCAGGGAACCGAAGCGCGCGCCCCGGGCUGCGAGGACGGCCUGGGCCGGCCAGAGGAGCGAGUGCCACCACGGCCGAGAGGCAGGCACGCCUCUGGAACGGCACUGUUCCUUGCUUCUUCUGUCUUACGGUAUGAAAUGAUCCAGUCUCCUGCCACUCCCCUUAUACCAUAUAAACCUGAUGUACCUUUCGGUCCCGUGUUGAGGAGCUCCGCCUGGAGGCUAUCGCUGUGCUACAGUACCAGGCGGCCCGCCUCGCACCUACCAUUGGCAGGGCCCCGCCCGCUGACACUGUGCAGUGGCCGGCCGGCUCGCCGCCUAUCUGCACAGCGACCGUGGGAAGGCGCCGCCUCAAGUGCCAGCUCGCCGUCCGCCAGCCGGCCUGCCCCAAGCACCACCGCUGUGGCCGCCUCCAAGGCACGCUGCGUCGUGUUUACGCUGCAGACAUCGCGCGGAUCAUUCCACGUCUAUGGGACUCGCAUUCGGGACAGCAGUGCUUCAUCUUCCGAUAUGUCUGCUGUUUAUCCUGCAGCAACCUUCAAGGCGAUCCAUGACUCAGUUCUCAGUCCUCCAAGUAUAAAAGCGGCGCAGCGGCGCCCGGCCGAUACUUUUCGACAGAGCGUCGGCGUCGGCGGCGGUGAUGGAUGCGCCGCCGGGCGUCACCCGGCGCCGAUUCGCGGCGCGUCGAGUGCGCUCGCAGCGCUGCGGCCCGGCCGCCGGAGGGCGCUCAAAAAUAACGCAUAA
Schistocerca americana (American grasshopper) is the source of this 900-nucleotide messenger RNA. RefSeq lists its product as uncharacterized. NCBI's taxonomy places the organism in Eukaryota, Metazoa, Arthropoda, Insecta, Orthoptera, Acrididae. The transcript has 4 exons. The record is from RefSeq and is a predicted model, not a curated record. The coding region runs from base 1 to 900 and encodes 299 amino acids.